UUCUGCUGUUUUGAUGGGACAUUUUUCUUCCUCCAGGGUUCAUGUCUGGACUGAUGUGGUCGGUUGGCACAUACUGCUGGUUCUUGGCCAACAACUAUCUGAGUCCUGUCAUCACAUAUCCAAUUGUAACUGCAGGCUAUGGUCUGGUUGCAGCUCUGUGGGGAUCUUUGGUGUUUAAAGAGAUUAAGGGAGUUGUGAACUGUUCCAUCUUCUUCUUGGCAUCAUGCGUGGUGUUGGCCGGCUCCCUGCUCACCGCUUUGUCGAAGCUUUUAUAAAAUUAUGUCAAAUAAAGUGAUUGUAAACAAAUUAUAACUUUCUUCAGAAAAGGAAAAAAUGUUUUGAGAAACUGUCCUGUUUUAAAGCAAUGUCAAGCCCAAAGUGUCACACUUAACACCAGUCUGUUGUCCUGUUUAGCAUGUAUUAGUUCCUGUUGAACCAUGUGAUCACGUGUGCAAAAGAUAUAGGGCUGCUAGAUAUUCAAGCAGCUUUUCUACUGAAUUAUUACGUGUUAAAUGUCCUGUCUUGUGUGUUGCAACUGUUGUCUUUAAUAUUGUAUUUGUAGGGAAAAAAGAGAUUAAAUGUGUUUGACAUUAA
Molecule: messenger RNA, 594 nt
Organism: Oryzias melastigma (Indian medaka)
Lineage: Eukaryota; Metazoa; Chordata; Actinopteri; Beloniformes; Adrianichthyidae
Product: transmembrane protein 144
Exons: 3
Coding region: 42-275 (77 amino acids)
Biological process (GO): carbohydrate transmembrane transport
Cellular component (GO): membrane
Molecular function (GO): carbohydrate transmembrane transporter activity
Source: RefSeq, a predicted model, not a curated record